AUGGCCUACCGGGCGAGCGUAACAGAAGCCAAAACCAGGCAGCCCAUGGACAUGGUCAUCUGGGACACAUCCGGUGAAGUCGCUGAUCUUCACAAACUCAAGGGCGUGCAAAACGUGGACUGUGUGGUCCUCUGCAUGACUGUGGACUCUCCUGAUUCCAUUCGCGACAUUGAGGAUAUAUGGAUGCCGAAAAUCCGAAAUUUGUAUCCGGGACGCCCGCUAGUACUCGCUGCCCUACGGAUUGAUCUUCGCGACAAUUACAAGACGCUUCAAAUGCUUGCCGACGCACAGGAUCAGCCAUUAAGCUCUGCAGAGGGUAAGAGAAUCAUGGACCGCAUUGGAGCUGCCAGUUACUUUGACUGCUCGGUCAAGUGCCGCGAAGGUGUGCAGGAUCUUUUUCAUGAAGUGGCAUUCCAAGGCCUACAAGCGAAAUCGGAUCCUCGGCGCUCAAAAAAUCUCUGGGAACUUACUAAACGGUCGUUUCGAAGGAGUUGGAAAUUUCAAGCAGUUUGA
Molecule: messenger RNA, 513 nt
Organism: Pestalotiopsis fici W106-1
Lineage: Eukaryota; Fungi; Ascomycota; Sordariomycetes; Amphisphaeriales; Sporocadaceae
Exons: 3
Coding region: 1-513 (170 amino acids)
Biological process (GO): small GTPase-mediated signal transduction
Molecular function (GO): GTP binding; GTPase activity
Source: RefSeq, a predicted model, not a curated record